AAAUUUGGACAAGCAACCUCGUAACCUCAUAACUUUGACAAAGUAAAGCAACAAAAUCCACUUUUUCUUUAGGGUCCUCAAGGAAACGAUUUUAACUGACAAACAAUGGCGGACGAGGACCCAGUUAAUGGAACCUCCGAUGAAAAUAGCGAAAAAUCCCAGCAGAAGAAACAGGUUAAAUAUGAUAGUGGGGCUGCGGAUCUUGAAAAAGUAACGGAUUACGCUGAGGAAAAGGAAAUUUCCACUCAAGACGUUGCGAAUGCUAUUUCGGCUAUCGGUGACCGAAGAAAUCAGGCUGCGCUAGAAAAACAGGCCAGGGAAAAAGAGCUACUGAAGGUUUCUAUUAAAAAGGAGGAUGUGGACCUAAUAGUAAGAGAAAUGGAAAUAUCAAGAUCUAUAGCCGAACGAACAUUGAGAGAAAAUCAUGGAAGUAUUGUUAAUGCUUUGAUCUCCCUUACUAAUUAAUGUACCAAAAUAAGUUGUUUAUAAUUAAUAACUCUUUUAUAAAUA
Anthonomus grandis grandis is the source of this 510-nucleotide messenger RNA. Its product is annotated as huntingtin-interacting protein K. The coding region runs from base 106 to 465 and encodes 119 amino acids. The transcript has 2 exons. Gene Ontology annotation, biological process: protein stabilization; negative regulation of apoptotic process. The record is from RefSeq and is a predicted model, not a curated record. Lineage: Eukaryota; Metazoa; Arthropoda; Insecta; Coleoptera; Curculionidae.